Messenger RNA from Drosophila subobscura, 2494 nucleotides. It is a transcript of the gene ppk26, whose product is annotated as pickpocket protein 28. The transcript has 6 exons. Gene Ontology annotation, molecular function: ligand-gated sodium channel activity. Gene Ontology annotation, biological process: sodium ion transmembrane transport. Gene Ontology annotation, cellular component: membrane. The record is from RefSeq and is a predicted model, not a curated record. The coding region runs from base 559 to 2349 and encodes 596 amino acids. NCBI's taxonomy places the organism in Eukaryota, Metazoa, Arthropoda, Insecta, Diptera, Drosophilidae.
UGAGGUGGAGUGGCCGAGCAAAGUUGGGAUUCUACGGCCAGGAUUUAAAAUGCAUAAGCCUGAGCCGCAGCCUUUUCAAUUUUUGCCAUACUUCAGGUGCACCUCAACGGGGACUGGAACUGCGACUGUGUCUAGGAGUGAGCUUAAAGUGCGCGACUGCUAAUUAGAAUGCCUCACCCAGAGCAGAGCGGAGCGGCGACUCGAAGGUAACAUUUAGCCGGCAUUGGGUCAGCGCUGCUGACAAUUACUCCGACGCUGGCCCCGGGGACUCCUCCACAGUUCUCCGACUCUUACCAGGUGCGAGCUUGCAAAUUACUCAACAGCUUAUGUGAAAUGAAGUAAUUGAAACGCCACCGAAAACUCGACCCAAACCCCGUCGAAUUUCCUCGUAUACGGAACGAUGCGUGCAGGAAUCCUUUGGGGGCAGCUACAGCGUUGCCCCAACGGACACUGCCGCACCUCUCCGGGCAGCUAUAUAAAAGACGACGCCUUGGCGUGCGCUCUCCUGACUUUGUCAACGCAACUGCAGCAGGUCGGACCGCAUAGAGUUUCGGCAGAAUGUCUACGAACAGCACACAGCCACACACGCCCAGCCAUGAUCUGUCGCGGGUGCAGCUCUCCGGCGCGAAUCAGUGGAAACGAGCGGCUCUGAUGGCCAGGGCGGCGCCCGCAUUCCGGGAGACCGUCUCCGAUGACAGCGAGGAUGAGGUGGAUACCAAGAAGCAGAUCAAGUACGGCAGCGGCUUCCAGGCGGCCAAGGCCAUUAUGCACGAGUACUGCGACUACACGACCAUCCAUGGCAUACGGUAUUUGGGCGAGAAGAAACGCCCCUGGCUGGAGCGCCUGUUCUGGGUCAGUGUGCUGCUGCUGUCCAUCUUCACCUGCUGCAAGCUGACGCUCAACAUUUGGGACAAGUGGAACAACAAUCCGGUGAUUGUGAGCUUUGCGGAGAAGUCCACGCCCGUCUGGCAGAUACCCUUCCCCGCCGUCACGGUGUGCCCGGAGACCAAGACUCGCCGCUCCAUUUUCAAUUUCACGGACAGCUACCAUCAGCUGCGCGAUUUUGGCAACAACGUCAGUGGCAUUGUGGAUCUCAAUGAGAAAGAAAAAGACUUAUAUGGCGCUGUGACGCAGGUGUGUGAGCCUCAUCUGCACGACAUUGCCCUCGGCAAGAAGACCAAAAAGGGCAUGGAGAUCAUUGACUCACUGAAUGAGGUGUCGCCCCUCUUCGAUGACACUUACCUCAACUGCAAGUGGCGCAAUAUGCCCGUCAAGUGCAGCGAUAUUUUCCACAAAUUUGUCACCGAGGAUGGGGUUUGCUACAGCUUCAAUUCGCUCAGUCCCGCGGAGAUCUAUCGACCCGAGGGCAUUAUUCCCGACUUUAUAUUCCGCGAGGAGAAUCGCUUAUCCAUGGACUGGAAUGUGGAGGAUGGCUACAGCGCCAGCGCCGAUACCUCGCCCUAUCCCAAUCGUGUGCUGGGUCCUGGCUCCAGAGCGGGGCUCUACCUCUUUAUGGGCGGCGUGGAGCUGGACUUUGAUGAUCUGUGCCGUGGUCCUGUGCAGGGUUUCAAGAUUCUGCUGCACACGCCCGGGGAUGUGGCUCAAGUGUCGAAGCAGUAUUUCCGCAUACCCUUCGACCAGGAGGUGCUCAUCUCCAUCCGCCCCAAGAUCAUUACCACCUCGAAUGGACUGAAGCACUACGAGCCGAACCGCAGGCAGUGCUACUUCCAGAAGGAAAAGGAUUUGCGUUUCUUCAACAUUUACUCCCAGAGCAACUGCGAAUUGGAGUGCCUGGCGAACUUUACUCUAGCCAAGUGUGGAUGUGUGAAGUUCUCAAUGCCGCGCAAUGUAAACAUGCCCGUUUGUGGCGCUGCCAAUCUCAAGUGCUACAACCAGGCGGAGGAUGAGCUGCUGCUCCGGGAGUUCACUCAGGGUCUGGUCUCCUCUGGGGAGAAUACACGCGGCGAGACGGAGUGCAACUGUUUGCCAUCCUGCACCUCCAUAGCCUACGAGGCGGAGAUCUCCCAGGCGGACUUUGACUAUCAGACGGUCAUCAAUCGAGACACGCCCGAGGGCAAGGAAGCGCAGGCGAAAAUGGAAGGCAUGAAAAUGUCGCGCGUCUCGAUCUUCUUUAAGGAGGCUCAAUUCCUUACCUCCCGCCGCUCCGAGCUCUAUGGCACCACCGACUUUCUGGCCAAUUGCGGCGGUCUGCUGGGUCUCUUCAUGGGCGUCUCCAUGCUGAGCAUCGUGGAGUUGGUUUACUUCUGCACCGUGCGUCUCAUUUCGAAUUUGCGAAUGCGCCGCAAGACCCGCAAAGAACUGCUGCAGGCGGUCAGCAAGGAGGCCUAAUGGAAGAGGCUCUACACUCAUCUCUCCUCUCUUCUCAUAAAUAAUCAAGGAGCUGCUGCCACUGGUAUUCCUGCUGCUCCUUCGUGUGUGCUGCGCUAAAUGUUAAAUCUGCAAACAAUGAAAAUAAAGUUUUACUCAGCACCCA